AUGAUAAAAACUGACAAAGCUAAAUUAAUGCAUUGCCUGGAGGACAAAUCGCACCUGGCCCAGAGACCCACUGUGGGAUUUCAAUGCUACAUAGUAGACGGAAAUGCUUUGCUGCAAGCAAUGGUUUCUCUUCCGAGCACGUUCGGAGAGCUAGCUGAGUACGUUUUUCAGCAACUACCCAGAGCACAACGCGUUGACUUUGUAACAGACUCUUAUCAUCCCCUUUCGAUAAAAGGAUUAGAACGAUCAAGAAGAGGUUCUUCACAAGCACAUCUAGUGAAAGGACCUUCCACUAAAGUUCCUCGUGAUUGGAAAAAGUUCUUGUGUAAUGAAGAAAACAAAAGGCGCUUGUGCAGCUUCCUCUUAGAUGAGUGGAAAAAGGGAAAAUAUGCUCCAAAGCUGCAGGGAAAGCAUUUAGUUUUCGUUAAUGAGAGGAAAUGCAUCAGCUUAAAAAGUGUCGAUGGAAAGAAUGUAGUUACAGAGGAAGUUGAGAAGUUGUGCUCUUCACACGAGGAGGCCGAUACCAGAAUGAUCUUGCACUAUAACAAUGUUGCUGCCAACUCACCAGAAAGCUCGGUUAUACUAGUGAGAUCCCCUGAUACCGACGUGUUCAUUUUACUUCUCAGAUUUGUACGUCAUAUAAACCAGACAGUGCUGUUUGACACUGGAACGUGUGACAAGGGCCGACUUGUAAAUGUUCAAGCUGUUGCUAAAGAUCUCGGAGAUGAGAUUAACCUGGCUCUUGUAGCUCUGCACGCAUUUACUGGUUGCGAUACGACCAGUGCUUUUGUGAGAAGAGGGAAAGUGAAGCCGCUCACACUCCUCAAAAAACAUCCUGAGUUUCUUCCAACGUUUCAUGCUCUAGGAUCGAGAGUUGACAUAGAAGACAGAGUAUUUAAAGAUCUUGAAAAGUUCACAUGUCUGAUGUACGGAAGCAAGUUGGGUGACAUCAACUCUCUCAGAUACGAAAAAUUUAUUAAGAGAUUCAGUGCAAAGCCAGGAGAGGUACUGACGAGCUACAAUGGUGUUGAUAUGAGCCUUCUUCCACCUUGCCGAGAAAGUCUGAAAAUGCAUGUGAGAAGAGCAAAUUAUCAAGCGCUCAUAUGGAAGAAAGCUGAUCAGGCAACACCAAGUAUCCCGGGACCAGAAGGGCAUGGCUGGAACACUAACGUCGAAGGUGAGCUUGAAAUCUGCUGGACGAACGGCAAUCUCAUGCCUCAGGAACUCGCAGACAUCAUAACCGGCCCUUUGAAUCCAUCUUCUGAGGAUGAAGAAGAUGCUACUGUCGAUUACGAAGAUAUUAGCGAUGUUGUUUUUGAAAAUGACUUUUGA
This is a messenger RNA of Porites evermanni, 1332 nucleotides long. The record is from the annotation of a GenBank genome assembly. NCBI's taxonomy places the organism in Eukaryota, Metazoa, Cnidaria, Anthozoa, Scleractinia, Poritidae.